UGAUCAUUUGAAAGCACAUUGUCGAUUGUUAUUUUGGCGCUUAAUUCCAGUUAUCAUCAAUGAAAAUUGAUCCAUUAAAUUUCGAACGAAAAAAAAAAAUAAAAUGUCUCACGACGAAUAUCAAUAUCUUAAUCUAAUUAAACAUGUACUUGAAAAUGGUGCCGAAAAAAAUGAUCGUACCGGUACGGGUACAAUAUCAUUGUUCGGUACACAAAAUCGUUAUUCACUUCGUAAUCAAACAUUACCAUUGAUCACAACAAAACGUGUAUUUUGGCGUGGUGUUGUUGAAGAAUUAUUAUGGUUUAUAAAAGGUUCAACUGAUUCGAAAAAAUUAUCCGAAAAAGGUGUAAAAAUUUGGGAUGCAAAUGGUUCAAAAGAAUUUCUUGAUAGUCUUGGUUUUAUUGAUCGUCAAGAAGGUGAUCUAGGUCCUGUUUAUGGUUUUCAAUGGAGACAUUUUGGUGCCGAAUAUCGUGAUAAUCAAACUGAUUAUAAUGGUCAAGGUAUUGAUCAAUUAAAACAGCUUAUAAAAACAAUCAAAACAAAUCCAAAUGAUCGUCGUAUGAUUAUAACGGCUUGGAAUCCAUCAGAUCUUCCUAAAAUGGCUUUACCACCAUGUCAUUGUUUGGCACAAUUUUAUGUCUGUAAUGAUGAACUUUCCUGUCAACUUUAUCAACGAUCCGCUGAUAUUGGUCUAGGUGUUCCAUUCAACAUUGCCAGCUAUUCAUUAUUAACACAUUUAAUUGCUAAUGUUUGUGGAUUAAAAACUGGUGAAUUUAUUCAUACAAUUGGUGAUGCACAUAUUUAUCGUGAUCAUGUUGAUGCACUUCUCCUGCAGUCAACAAGAACACCGAAACCAUUUCCAAAAAUUCAAUUCAAACGUAACAUUGAUGAUAUUGAUGAUUUUACAAUGGAUGAUAUUGAAUUGAUUGGAUAUGAUCCAUAUGCUUCGAUCAAAAUGAAAAUGUCCGUUUAAUAUUUUUUUUUGGGGGGAAGGCUGACCUUCGUUCUCAUUUCACAUUGUCAUUGAACUUGUUUUUUUUCAAAAUGAAAUAAAAUCCAUUUUUCUGAUUUGA
This is a messenger RNA of Dermatophagoides pteronyssinus (European house dust mite), 1073 nucleotides long. It is a transcript of the gene Ts, whose product is annotated as Thymidylate synthase. Gene Ontology annotation, cellular component: cytosol; mitochondrion. Lineage: Eukaryota; Metazoa; Arthropoda; Arachnida; Sarcoptiformes; Pyroglyphidae. Gene Ontology annotation, biological process: dTMP biosynthetic process. Gene Ontology annotation, molecular function: thymidylate synthase activity. The record is from RefSeq and is a predicted model, not a curated record.